CUGUACCGAGAUGAGAUUACGGUAAUAACUUUUCAGGAUGUGCGAACCGCACUGCACAUUGCAUCUACAGCCGCAAACUGGUCAUCAUGCAACGAUGAUAUGAAUGAUUACUAUGUACAACAGCAUAAUGAUACUGGUAAAGUAUUCGACCACAUAGUGCAGUCUGGGUAUCCGCUAAGAGUACUAAUAUACAAUGGCGAUGUAGACCAAGCUUGCAAUUUUUUGGGAGACCAGUGGUUUAUCGAAGCUUUGGCAGCAAGAUGGAAUAUGACCGUUUCUCAGGAGUUUAAAAGCUGGUGGUAUCGAACUCAAAUCGCAGGAUACAUCAAGAAAUUCACUCGUGGACCUAUAUCUAUAGAUCUCCUCACAGUUAAGGGAGCCGGUCAUUUGGUGCCAUCAGACCGCCCCGGUCCGGCUCUUCAAAUGUUUGAGAAUUUUUUGCGUGAAGAAGACUAUAGCAGGGAGUUGCCUUUCAACUUUGAAUUACAUUCACUCAAAAAGGACUAUCAGAAUCAGGCAGUGAGCUCGUCGAAGAAGAAUGAAGAGCACGUUGGUCGUUCAACUAGGGCACUCAAACUAGGCUCCAGACGAAAGGAUAAAAACAAAUCUGCUGCGUCGCGUCCGCUUCGAGCAUCCAGUCCCGCUGGACCACCAACCAUUGGCACCAAAGAACAAGAUCUUGUGAAGGAGGGAGCUUUGCCUGGUCUAACAUGGAAUCUCAACUUCAAACAUUAUUCUGGUUACUUGGCCGCUAGUCCAGGAAACUAUCUACACUAUUGGUUGACGGAGUCACAAAAUUCACCAGCAGAUGAUCCACUAAUUCUUUGGCUCAAUGGUGGCCCUGGAUGCUCCUCGCUAGGUGGUCUUUUUGAGGAGCUCGGCCCAUUUCAUGUCAAUCCUGAUGGCUCAACCUUGUUUGAAAACGUUGGGAACGUUCUUUUCUUGGAAGCACCUCGUGACGUUGGAUUCUCAUACCGAAGUAGCGAUGCGAAGCCUGAUUCUAUAUAUAACGAUCAUUACACUGCUGACGAUAAUGUUCUCGCUUUGGCGUCGUUCUUCGAAAAGUUUCCCGAAUAUAAGAAGCGUUCAUUUUAUAUUUCUGGCGAGUCUUAUGGAGGAGUCUAUGUGCCGACGCUGACAAACGCUCUGAUCAAGAAAAUUCAGACAAAAUAUGUCAUAUACUGCAAUGCUAAUCUGAAUGAUGCAUGGUGGGUAUACGGUAGGGUCGGUUGCCACAUCGCAGCAAACGAAUGCAACCGUACUUUAUUUUUCGAUUUAGCAGUCGGCCUUUCCGUAUGUGCACUGUCCAACGGUGACGAUUCUAUGUCAUAUGUGAAUCUGCAAGGAGUAGCGAUCGGAAACGGUGAGAUGAGUCAGAUUCAACAGAUCAACUCAGCUGUAUCAUUGCUGUACUUCCGUGGAGAGCAUGGGAAAAGUGACUACGAUGCAUUAUCGCAGUGUUGUGACUCAAGUAAACCUCAAACCUACUGCGAUUUUGUUUCUUACAUAACGCUCGACUCAGCCGGCAAUGCUUGGCCAAAGGUCAAUGAUAAUUCCGUAGCUGGUCAGUGUGGAAAAAUGGUCGUACAGCAGGGCUUCUUUGACGUUUGGGAGACAGCUAAUGACGUAUACAACACCUUCCAAGACUGUUACUCGACAGCUUCUGAUGGCACCAGGGUCCGUCGGAAGAGAAGCGCUGAUAAGCAGCCACUAGUGAACACUAAACCAUUUGUGGAUCAAGCUGGAAAGAUCAAUUAUCAGUCUACGGAUGCAAAUGGUGGAUUCGCUUGCUUCAAUGGGGAUGCUACUGAGGCUUACUUAAAUCUGAAAGAAGUACGAGAAGCUAUUCAUAUUCCAAGUGACGUUCAGUACUGGACCGAUUGCAACGAUGAUAUGAAUGACCACUAUAUCCAAGAACAUAACGAUACAAGCGCUGUUUUCGAUGAAAUUUUGAAAAGCGGUUAUCCUCUCCGAUUCCUCAUAUAUAAUGGAGACGCAGACAUGGCUUGUCAGUUUUUGGGAGACGAAUGGUUUAUCGAGCAAUUGGCUGCUAAUCAUAAAAUGACUUCGAAUAAAAGAGGACCCUGGAACUACACGCAGGGAAGCUUUUUGCCACGAAUAGGAGGUUACGUAAAGUCUUUCCAGUACAAUAGCAAUGUGCAGUUUGACCUGCUGACUGUAAAAGGAGGUGGCCAUUUUGUGCCAACGGAUCGACCUGGCCCAGCCCUGCAGAUGAUCUACAAUUUUGUGAAUAAGCUUGAUUAUAGCACGAAUCUGACUCUUCCAAUAAAUCGUCAACCACUUUUAUCUCAAUAUGUGCCUACUAUAUUGACAAUGUACCUGGAGUGUUAUGCUUUCAGCUUUUUGCCACGAAUAGGAGGUUACGUAAAGUCAUUCCAGUACAAUAGUAAUGUGCAGUUUGACUUACUGACUGUGAAGGGAGGUGGCCACUUUGUACCAACGGAUCGACCUGGCCCAGCCCUGCAGAUGAUCUAC
Messenger RNA from Cylicostephanus goldi, 2496 nucleotides. The record is from the annotation of a GenBank genome assembly. Lineage: Eukaryota; Metazoa; Nematoda; Chromadorea; Rhabditida; Strongylidae.